Molecule: messenger RNA, 432 nt
Organism: Symbiodinium necroappetens
Lineage: Eukaryota; Dinophyceae; Suessiales; Symbiodiniaceae
Source: the annotation of a GenBank genome assembly
AUGAACCUCACGGUGCUGAACGGCGCCACGCCUGUGAGCAUCUCCCAGUGCAACCUUCCCGGCCACACGAUCGUCAUUGAUUCAAAGCAGGAUCUGACCGAGGUCUCCUACGACAUGUCGGGCGGUCGCAUGAAGGCUGAUUUCCAUCGCAAGCUGAACACCGGCGACUGCACAGACCUGGUUCUCACUGCAGACACUCCGCUCUACAUCAUCAUGGCAAUGGGUGUCAAGGGCAACAUGAACGUGGUGGGGCACGGCUACUCAGAGACACAUAACGUUGUCUGCAUGGGCUCGAUGAUGGAGACCGUCGAGUGCAAGCCCCCGAGCGAAUGGGACGAUGUGCCUCCAACCCUCCCGCAGAGCACAUCCAUGGCCGCGCCAGCUUUGUCGGGAUUGGCGGGCCUCUCCCUGGCCCUGUUCUUCCUGCAGUAG